GGAUGGGGCCAUGGUUUCGUUUUUAAGAGCAGAGAACUGUGGCACAACUUCCCCUUUAUGUGCUUUGUGCUGCCCUGCAUGGGAGACCUCCAAGCCUCGGCUCAGCCCUCACCCCCAGAAAUUGCAUCCUUACUGCUGGGACAAGGUCUUGGAAGAGCUUCUGGAGAGUUACUGAAGGAGAGAAUAUUUACCAGGAGUGAUUAAAGACAAUGGAUCCAGACUUUUUAAAUGCAUUUACACAGCCUUCUACACUUGAUCGAUUCCUAACUGAAGAUGUCAUUGCUAAAGGCGAGAAGAGGAAACUUAUAAAACCAACCUCAAGCAACAACCCCAAACUGGAAGAAUUGAAACUGUUCUUGACUGAGUGGAUCAACAGAACUCUGAAAGAGGAACACAUAGUAGUUAAAAGUCUGGAAGAAGAUCUGUAUGAUGGGCUGGUACUUCAUCAUCUCCUGGAAAACUUAGGAUCUCUCCAGCUGGAUGUUGAGAAGAUUGCAUUAACAGAAAAAAAACAGCGAAAGAAACUCUCAGUGAUUCUGGAAGUCGUGGCCAAGUGUUUGCAACUGGAAGAAAGUCAGCUGAAAUGGAGUGUGGAAUCUAUCUUGACAAAGGAUUUACUGAGCACACUGCAUCUUCUUGUUGCAAUAGCAAAGCACUUUGAACCCACCCUGGCUCUGCCUCCAAAUGUUCAAGUGGAGACAAUCACCAUUGAGUCCAUCUCUGGAGGAUUAAAGACAUCAAAUGCGGUGGAAUAUAUCACAGAAAACAAAGAGAAUAUAGAAGCGCAGUCAAAAGAUGAUGCCUUUGAUGAAUUAUUUAGCUGUGAUCCAGAUAAACUGGAUGCUGUAAAAAAGGCACUUUUGGAAUUUGUUGACCAGCAUGUUGGAAAAUUAGGAUUAAAUGUGAAAGACAUCGAAUCUCAGUUUUCAGAUGGGGUUGUCUUACUUCUCCUAAUUGGACAGCUAGAGGGCUACUUUCUGAAUUUAAGGAAUUUCUUCCUGACUCCGGUCAGCACCAUGGAAAUGCUCCACAAUGUUAACCUGGCACUGGAGUUGCUAGCAGAGGGAGGGCUUCUGAAUUUUCCUGUGGACUCUGAAGAUAUUGUGAACGGAGAUACGAAGGCUAUAAUGCGAGUUCUGUAUUGCUUGUAUUCCAAAUACAGAACCAAAGAAGCAUGAAGAACAAGGCCAAGAGCUUGAGCUGCCCUUUUUUUGUGUUCUUUUUUUUUUGUUUUGUUUUGUGGUUUGGUUUUUUUUUUUUGUUUUUUUUUGUUGUGUUGCUUUGUUUUGUUUUGUUUUUGUUUUGUUUUGUCCCUUGCAGUCCAUGGUAUGGUUUUUGGAUUCCCAGCUCUGUUUGCCACUGCUUCUGGGCAUGCACUGGUGUUUGACACUUGCUGUGUUAACACUGUAUAGCAAAUAUGUUGUUCAUGCAAGGUUUCACAUACACAGCCGGAGCAACUGUAAAUGUGUUUCCACAGCUGGUGUUAUUCUAGGGCUGUAGCUCUUCUUCCAGAUCCUGCCUUCUGUAUUCCCUGAGCCCUCCCAGUGCUGCAAAGAAAUUAAAUGUGUGUUUUUUCUGGGCCCUGUAUUCUUUGCUCCUGAA
Molecule: messenger RNA, 1602 nt
Organism: Zonotrichia albicollis (white-throated sparrow)
Lineage: Eukaryota; Metazoa; Chordata; Aves; Passeriformes; Passerellidae
Gene: PARVG
Product: parvin gamma
Biological process (GO): cell projection assembly; substrate adhesion-dependent cell spreading; actin cytoskeleton organization
Cellular component (GO): focal adhesion; cytoplasm; actin cytoskeleton
Molecular function (GO): actin binding
Source: RefSeq, a predicted model, not a curated record